UGAAACAACUAUGAAGAUUGCAGCUUUGUCAUUGAGUUUACAUCUUCUCUAUGUUUUUUUGCAGAUUAUGAGAUCAGCACCAAUCGGUACUGAAGCUGCAAUUUCAACUUUUUUCACUGAUGAUUUUAGGAGUACAUCUCUUAACAGAAGCAGUUUUCCCGAAAAUUUUAUAUUUGGGACAGCAUCAUCUGCUUAUCAGUGUGAAGGUGCAGCUAAUGUUGGUGGCAGAGGACCAAGCAUAUGGGAUACAUACACUCAUAAUUACCCAGAUAAAAUAUUGGACAGAAGUAAUGGAGAUGUUAGCAUUGAUCAAUACCAUCAUUAUAAGGUCUUGAAGCCUUUGUGACCAUAUUUCAUUGGGACCUUCCUCAAGCC
Molecule: messenger RNA, 375 nt
Organism: Vigna angularis (adzuki bean)
Lineage: Eukaryota; Viridiplantae; Streptophyta; Magnoliopsida; Fabales; Fabaceae
Product: non-cyanogenic beta-glucosidase
Exons: 4
Coding region: 11-346 (111 amino acids)
Biological process (GO): carbohydrate metabolic process
Molecular function (GO): beta-glucosidase activity
Source: RefSeq, a predicted model, not a curated record